AUGUCGCCUAUGAAUAAUCCCUUCUCUGGUGGCAAAGGACCUAUCUUUGUAACCAAUGCGGAUGGUGACAAGGGCUUUGCCAUUGCACAACACAUGCUACAAUUUACCAAAAAGUACCAGCACAUCCCGCGUUAUCCAAUUUAUGCAGGCUUGCCUGAUGCAUCGACUGCCCGUGCACAAAGUCUUCAAGAACAAGGCGCCACUGUACGUGCAUUUGACAUUUUCAAUGAUCACAAGGCUGCUGUCGAUGCUUUACGUGAUGUUGCCAAGCUAUGUUUGGUGGUCGAUCCUUUAAGUGAACGCAUCAGCCGUGCGAAUGCCUUUGCCUAUGCCAAAGCGUUUAUUGAUGCUGCUCAUGAAGCCAAUGUACAUCAUAUUAUCUUUUUGACACCCUUUUCACCCUUGGAUCCGGUGACACCUCCAGCAUCUCCUAGCACCACAGCCGAUCCAUCACAAUGCGCCAGCCUCAGUGAUCCAACCACCUACCGCAGCCAAUACAUGUUGAUUGAAAGUUACCUUCGCACACGCUUUGACAACACGACCAUUGUGCGCUAUCCAGGCAUCUUGUAUCAACAUUUACGUGUCUUCCGCAAGUACAUUUCCGAGCACAAUGCAUUCCCACUCCCAAUCGAGCACCUCGAGUUUGCUGUUGAAUCAUCAAGUCUUUUGGAUAUCGCUCAUGCGGCUGCAUGCAUUGCACACUCGCCUACUUUACGACACAGCGCCAGUGUUUACAAGUUGACGGGUCCACAAUUGUUGACCUUGGAAGAAGUAUCAGCACGCGUGAUGACCGGUUUACAUCGCGACGAUGGUUGUGUGAAGCAUGUGGAUUUGGAUGUCUUGUCACAAAUCUUGUACGAAUCCAUUGGCAACCGUGAACAUGUCGCCUUCUUGUUGGAGGUGUGGGGAUUGCAACAAUUACAAAAAAUUGGUCGUCGAUUUGAAAUCACUCGGGAUCUUGAAGCAUUGACGGGACAAAGCGGGAAAACUCUGAACGAGUUUUUCGAAGACGACCAUGUCCAAGACACUUUCCGCUCUCCCAUGCCCGCUCCCUUUGUUGCCUAA
Molecule: messenger RNA, 1065 nt
Organism: Lichtheimia ornata
Lineage: Eukaryota; Fungi; Mucoromycota; Mucoromycetes; Mucorales; Lichtheimiaceae
Exons: 2
Coding region: 1-1065 (354 amino acids)
Source: RefSeq, a predicted model, not a curated record